This is a messenger RNA of Rasamsonia emersonii CBS 393.64, 1902 nucleotides long. RefSeq lists its product as uncharacterized. The transcript has a single exon. The coding region runs from base 1 to 1902 and encodes 633 amino acids. The record is from RefSeq and is a predicted model, not a curated record. NCBI's taxonomy places the organism in Eukaryota, Fungi, Ascomycota, Eurotiomycetes, Eurotiales, Trichocomaceae.
AUGUCCGCAAAAACAGAUCCCACACGUCGUCCCAGAAGACUGUCAUUUACACGACAAUCACGGAAGCAAGACUUGAAUUUUGAGUCUCUCUCAUCUGGCCCGAAUGCUAUUACCGCUAAGGAUACUAACAGCCAAUCACACACACAACCCUAUGGCUCUCGCGAGGAACAUGAUAAGAAACUGCCCUAUCAGCAGUCAGCACCUGGCUCCAAUUCCCGAGAGCAGUCUGAGAUCUGUCUGUCGCCGACCUGGAACAGGGAAAAGAAACAGAAAAGAUGGACAAGGGAAGUGUACUAUAUGGGACAGAAUCAAAGCAAGAUUGACGAGACCUCGAGAGAGCAAGAGCUGGCAGAAUCCGGUGGAACUUCUUCUACAGUUAGCCAGGGUCCUCGCCGUUUGACGAAGAAGCAGCCGCUGGCGAGUUCUCGCCGGGCUUCGAUUUCAGGUUCAGAUGUGUCAAGAUUAUCGAAUAUACCUGCGUUUCUGAACUUUUCGGGGCGUAUGCGCCAUUCACGAGCGAGUUCGACUCACGACACAACUGAGAAAAGACCAAGAACAUCAUCAGAAGUAGCAUCGCCUGCCCAACUUGGGGAUAAGCUAAACUCUCUACGAAUACCCCGAUUAUCCAGUGCGUUGCCGGAACGCUUUGGAGCGUCAAUAUCGAGGGACUUGGCGUCUUGUCAGGGCCCGGACCUCUCAACCAACGCAUCAUUAACCCAAGAUUCGCAUAAAAGCCGAGAAUCUUCAAAUUCCGCAAGCAUGACAGCAUUCACAGGAGAACUAAAGAGACCUACUCUUCGGAGAGCUGGACUACCAUUCUAUCAAGAGCCAACCAAUACGUUAAGCCGCAGUCGGCCGACCGCUACAUCUAGGGCAGUGACGGGCGAAUCUAGGAAAGGUACCCAGAACCUCCCAGACAUUGAAUCUUCAAAGCUCUCUGUGCAACGGAAUUCGACCAAGUUGGAACUCGAGGGUCCAAAGAUCAGAGCAGACACGCUGGAAAGUAAUCGUUUCUUGAAGCCAUUGAUUAGUACUCGCUCUGAUCCUCCGAGACCAUCACAGAGAAGAACAUAUCAAGCUGGAACUAUUCAUGAUUCAAGAGAAGUCUCCAAAGGUCCUUUCAUGGGGCAUGAUGCAAACAUUAUCCAGCAACGCAUGCCUGUUAUGACGUCAGAAACAAGGACUGUUGAUCUAGCUCUUGAUCAGUUAAGAAAACAACAUGAAAAUCGGUCUUCAGUCUCAUCGGUCAAGUCAUGUCAUACGGCUCAUUCAGAACAUUAUAGCACAGCAGCAGAAAAUUGGUCUUCCUGUGAUUCCUUAGCGCCCAAAACAUCACAGUUUCCAAUCACAGAACCCCUAGGAUCAACCUCCAGUGUAUCUGAUUAUGUGCAUCUUCCCUCUGGUGACAAAGAACUCCAGGCAAAAAAUGAAAGGGCGCCCUUUGGGCCCCAAGAUGAGGCACCUGCCUUAAACGGCAUUCACAGCGCAGCUGCCAAUGACAUCAACACCAAGAAAGAAGGCUCUCAGCAAUCAAAGCCUCUUGCCAAGAUAUUUGUCAUCUGCUGUAGCUGCAAGUUCUGGCAUGACAUCCCUUCAGAGCUAUAUCCGAGACUGGCUGUCCCAGAGAAGUUCUCACCUAAUCGACUGGAACGAUCUAUUCCAGUACCUGGUCAAGAUAUGACUGGCAGCAAGCGCCAGAAUAGCGGACACAGACCGCAUUCAAGAAGCAGAACAAUAGCACGUUCACCAAAUAUUUCACAUGAAACAAAUUUUAUGACUGACCCCACCACUACAUCUACCCCUUCUGCUGCAGUGAAGUGCUGUUGGUGCAACCACAACAUGACCAGGUCCUGCUGUACAGGCUGGACCACCAUUGUCUACCUAGUCGAGAGGCAUCAUUGA